CGUAUGUCCAGUCUGGCUCUUCACAACACGCCUAAAACUACUUAAAUACGGCUUGUUGAUCACAGUCAAGCCAUAGCAAUCACUUAUUCACGUCUUCACUCAUUCCUGACAACGUUACAGUUUUCAGGUAAAAUCUUAUAAACGUUCGGCAGUUUUUUCUUCUCCAACUGCUAAGCAGACGGCUUUUUUUCAAAAAGCUUAUUCAAUCAUUUAUCUCCUCAUAUUCUCGUACAGCUCUAUUUAGUGCCCAGCUCUUUGCUGUUCAGGUCGCUGUAUACACUUUCUCUGUUUUUAUCGAGUCUCCACAUUUACCCCACUCCUUGUCGCACUCUUUUCGCUUUCCCCGCAUUUUCUUGUCGCAAUUACCUAAGCGAGUCGCAUAUUACGGAAACCAUUUUAACCGUUUUGAAUUGUUAACGCUAACGAAAAACAAAUCUUUUGAACGUCUUUACGAUUAACGAACUUCUACGAUUCUUUUCUACGAACUAUCUUUUCUUGAAUAAUUUUUUACUAUGGCAAUUGACAAGUACAUUCUCGUUACCGGUGGUGCUGGCUACAUUGGCUCUCACACUGUGGUCGAACUCAUUCAACGCGGCUUCAAGGUAGUCGUCAUCGAUAGCCUUGUCAAUUCCUCUUAUGACGCUAUCGUCCGUGCUGAGUAUAUCGUCCGAAGCCCCAUUCCCUUCUUUAAAAUUGAUCUUCAUGACAAGGCUGCUCUGAAUAAGGUCUUUGACGACUACGCCAUUGAAGGUGUCAUUCAUUUCGCCGCUUUCAAGGCUGUCGGUGAGUCGGCCCAAAAGCCUCUCGAAUACUAUGAGAACAAUGUUGGUGGUGCAGUUGCUUUGCUUGAAGUCAUGAGUACCCAUGGUGUUAAGACAAUUGUGUACAGCUCCUCGGCCACCGUGUACGGUGAUGUGUCGCGGUUUAAGGACCAUAACUAUCUUCCCAUCAACGAGAAAUGCCCGACUGAUCCUGUCAGCCCGUAUGGUAAGACCAAAUAUGCUAUUGAAAAUAUCAUUGCGGACUUGCAUUCCAGCGAUAACUCUUGGCGUGGUGCUGUUCUCCGUUACUUCAAUCCAAUUGGUGCACAUCCAUCAGGCUUAUUGGGUGAAGAUCCGCUUGGGGUUCCCAAUAAUUUGCUGCCUUAUUUGGCUCAGGUCGCUGUUGGAAGACGCGACAAGCUGAAUGUGUUUGGUAAUGACUACGAUAGUCGCGAUGGAACGCCCAUCCGUGAUUACAUUCAUGUGGUGGACCUUGCCCAAGGCCACGUCGCUGCUCUUGAGUAUCUGAAGACACUCGAACAAGGUCAAGGACUGUACCGUGUAUGGAACUUGGGCACGGGUAAGGGCAGCACCGUACUUGAGAUUCACGCAGCAUUCUCUGCGGUCGUUGGUCGCGAACUCCCAUACAAUGUUGUUGGUCGACGUGCUGGCGAUGUCCUCAACUUGACUGCUGAUCCGACUCGUGCUAACACAGAGCUGGGUUGGAAGGCCAAGCUGACCGUUGAGGAUGCGUGUCGCGAUCUUUGGAAAUGGACAAUGGAGAAUCCCUAUGGCUUCCAGGUGAAGAACUUUAAGUGGAGCCUCUUUAACGAUCCCGGCGCUGAGGUUAAUUUUGCUAGUCGUCUGAACACAUUCACUUUUGGUGAUUUCAGUGUGACUAUUGCCAACUACGGUGCAACCAUCCAGAAUAUCGCGUUCAAGGGCCGCACAGUUGUCACCAGCAUGGAUAAGCUCAGCUUGUAUCAAUCGGACGACAAUCCGGCAUUUGGUGCUACGGUGGGCCGUUACGCCAAUCGUAUUCGCAACGGCACUUUUAGCAUUGACGGUGUGACUUAUCAUACUGACAAGAACUGGCGCGGUCACACUAUUCAUGGCGGUUCUCGUGGCUUUGGUCGCCAGUUCUGGCUGGGUCCUGUCGCCAAGAGUGAUGAAACGCAUGGCACCUUGGAGUUCUUGAUUUAUGACAAGGAUGGCAGCAAUGGUUUCCCUGCAGAUGUAAUUGCUACAGCAAAAUUCACUGUUGACGAGAAAUCGCUCCGACUUGAGAUUGAAGCCCGUAUUCCCGAGUCGUCACCGAAGGAUGUCACGGCCGUCAACAUGACUAAUCAUGUCUACUUCAAUCUGUCUUCUGGCGAGACUAUUGACGGCACGAUUAUCAAGACGUGUACUGAUACAAUUCUGGAGUCCGAUCCAGACUACCUUUUGCCUACUGGUCGUGUCAUUCAGUACAAGCAGAAGCUUUCCGAGUCCGUGGACCUUCAGCCCUCCAAUCCUAUUGACAAUUGUUUUGUUGCAAAGGUAGACGGAUUCAAACUUGAUACUCGUGGUGAUGAGAUGCAAACCAUUGUCGAGGCACAUCAUCCCUCUACGGGCUUCAAGCUUACAGCUGCAACAACUGAUCCUGCUUUCCAAAUUUACACUGGUGACUUUGUGGAUAUUGGUCCAUACAAGGCUCGCGCCGGUUUCUGUGUUGAAGCGCAAAGAUACCUGGAAGCUAUCAACAAUGAGCACUGGAAUAAGCAAGUUAUCUUGCGCAAGGGUGAGGUUUAUGGUUCGGAUACCAUCUACACUUUCUCUGUUUAAAUCUUUUGAGGAUAGUUUUGAAUGUGACAGUUUAGAUUACGAGGGCUUGAGAAGUCCAUUAAAGUUAUUUCUUGCUGCAAUGAGUUUGAAUAUGAUAAGUUUCUUAUAGCAAA
Messenger RNA from Schizosaccharomyces japonicus yFS275, 2698 nucleotides. RefSeq names its product gal10. The record is from RefSeq and is a predicted model, not a curated record. Gene Ontology annotation, molecular function: isomerase activity; carbohydrate binding; UDP-glucose 4-epimerase activity. Lineage: Eukaryota; Fungi; Ascomycota; Schizosaccharomycetes; Schizosaccharomycetales; Schizosaccharomycetaceae. The transcript has a single exon. Gene Ontology annotation, biological process: carbohydrate metabolic process; galactose metabolic process. The coding region runs from base 513 to 2585 and encodes 690 amino acids.